AUGAACAUCGAUUUGACAACAGUUCACAACCUUUCAGGUCCCAUUGCAAUCGAGGGGGCAGAACCUGGAGACUGUUUAGUGGUUGACAUUUUGGAUGUGACCCCGUUUGAGAAGAUGCCGUGGGGAUAUACUGGUAUAUUCGAACUCAACAACGGGGGUGGUCUCUUUGCGCGGGAAUUCAACAGUAAGGCUGCGAAAGCCAUUUGGGACUUUCAUGGAGUGUAUGCGACUUCGCGACAUGUUCCUGGUGUUCGAUUCGCGGGCGUGUCGCACCCAGGUCUUAUUGGUACCGCACCGUCAGCGGAACUGCUCGCUACCUGGAACAAGCGAGAAGGAGCAUUGAUCUCGGAGCACCCAAACUCUGUCCCUCCUGUCGCUUUUCCACCGGAACCAAAGGGAGCGUACGUUGGACAAGACCUCGACGCGAAAGUUCUGGAGAAGAUAGCUCAGCACGGCGCAAGGACGAUUCCAGGCCGUGAGCAUGGCGGAAACUGUGAUCCUUCACCUAUUGAUCCCCUCUACUCGCAGAAGCUAAUUUUUGAAGGCAUCAGUGUUGACUACCAUGGAGAUGGAAAACAAUACAACAUGGAUGCUACUGUCGCCUACAAACAAGCCGCUCUGAAUGCCAUUAAUUAUUUGCGGAAACUGGGAUAUACUCGCGAGCAAGCCUAUAUCUUACUUUCCGCCGCCCCGAUCGAAAGCCAUGUUGGAGCGAUUGUUGACUCUCCCAACGCCUGCGUUACCCUGGCACUGCCUAUCGGAAUUUUUGAACAUGACAUUCUGCCCAAGCCCGAUGGCCUGAAAAAGCUAGAUUUCGGUCAAUGUGCGAUCAGGAGUGACGGCGUAGUCUGA
Messenger RNA from Marasmius oreades (fairy-ring Marasmius), 852 nucleotides. RefSeq lists its product as uncharacterized. Gene Ontology annotation, molecular function: hydrolase activity, acting on carbon-nitrogen (but not peptide) bonds, in linear amides. NCBI's taxonomy places the organism in Eukaryota, Fungi, Basidiomycota, Agaricomycetes, Agaricales, Marasmiaceae. The record is from RefSeq and is a predicted model, not a curated record. The coding region runs from base 1 to 852 and encodes 283 amino acids. The transcript is spliced from 14 exons.